This is a messenger RNA of Symbiodinium natans, 3339 nucleotides long. Lineage: Eukaryota; Dinophyceae; Suessiales; Symbiodiniaceae. The record is from the annotation of a GenBank genome assembly.
AUGGCAUGGGACAUCUGCAUCGCCGAGUUCGACCCUCGAUGGUGGGAGUCUCGCUACGAAGAUGAAGCAGACGUGCCCUACCAAGCGGACGAAGUCGUGGAGGGCGAUGAGACGGCCACCGACCCGCGGGAUGUCGUGACGUCUGCGUGCCAACAGCCAGGCUGGCCCGGUCCGCCCUGCGAGAAGUUGAACCUCUUCCUCAUGCAUCACAUUCGGCCGAUCGCGAGGUGGGCCGAGCUUCGCUAUCGGAUCUUCCUGGAAAUGCAGAAGCAGAAGCCGGACCGAGUCGAAGUGUUUUUCUACCAGGACUUUCGCCGUAAUGCCACUGGCGUGCUCGAGUCCCUGGCCCGUUUCGUGGGUGUGUCCCCGUCGGAUCCAGGGCUCCAAGCGCUGGCACAGGCGGCUGCGAGCGGCGUCACUUGCUUGGCGACUUCCCUGCUACCCGGCUUUCUUGUCGCUUCUCUGACGCGCAUGAUGAAGCAGGAAUUGUCCAGAGACCUCGCAGAUCCCUGGGCUGCCAUCUGCCCGCCGACCUGGCCGGCAGGCUGCCGUCGCCAAUCGCAGCUAAACCGCGGCAUUGGGCGCAUCGGCGACACCUGCGGCGCCCGAGCGCGCUACUGCCCCGACCUUUGCUACCGAAUGAACACACCGCCCUUCUGUGCUUCUCUGUCCAGCGGCCCCACGACCAAGCCCUGCCGAGUGGACAACGCCGGCCAGGAUUGGUUUGUGAGCAUGGUGCCCAACACCGUCAACCGCGGCGUCAUGCACACUUACUUUCAGCCCAUCGGCAAGCGCAAGUCAUCGGACGGUGAUGCAACGCUGGAGGCGUGGAAGUAUGCCUGGGAGCGCGCGGGCUGGACGACCCGCGUGCUGAACCUGAGCGAUGCGCAGCAGUCGCCGGACUUCGAAGAGUUCAACCACACGCUUUGGACCAAGGUGCCACUGGGCCAGGGCUACGAGUACGACUACCAGUGCUACAUUCGCUAUCUUGCGAUGGAAAUGGCGGGGGGCGGCUGGAUGUCUGAUUAUGAUGUCAUCCCCACAUACCUCCCACCUGAUGUGGAGCUGCCAAACAGUGGGACCUUCACCGUCUACCAGCAACAUGUCCCUGCCCUCAUGUCUGGCUCCAAGGAGCAGUGGGGCAAGGUGGCCAGGAGGCUCUUGGAGCAAGGCGUGAAGCAUGGCUCUCCGGGGCAUCUUCGGGAUCAGCUCUUCUCCGAUAUGCACUCCAUGGAGGCUCUGGAGAUGCAGCCGCAGCGGGAGUUCAUCUUCAUCAACGUCAUCGCCGAUGCCCACGAAUGGAAGGAUCUUCUGAAUCCGCGCUGUGAGGUGAUCCAGAAACGGAUGACCCUGGCCAUACACUUCGCGCAUUCCGCGCUGGAUAAAGCAGGCGUGGGUAUCAAGCGGCGAGGGGUGGUCAUGAGAAAGGGCGCGGACCGUUGGUGGCAAUGUCAUGGCCUUGACACCAGCUUGUUCACCACCUCCUCGACGACAGUGGUGAGCAUUGAAGGUCCAUCGAGUUCCUCUGAAGCCCCGGCCAACACCGGGGUCCCGGCCGGGCCCGUGGAUUGGCGAUUUGGGGUCGGCGGCAAUGCCAGCUUCCAGCUCCUCUACUCGCCGAGCAGCAGGUUAGAAGCGGCCUGCACUGUGCUAAAUCAGCUGGGGAAGCUGCGCUGCUUGGGGGAACUCAACUGCUCCUCGGACGUCACCUGCGACAGGGAUUCGAUGUAUCUCACGAACAUCGGCAACAGCACGGGCUGCCAACCAUCCUGGCCGGCUUUGCCCACGCCGGAAGAAGUGAAAGCCGAAGCCAGGCUCUUCCUGCAGCAAUCUCUGGGCCGCGUCGUGGUCUUGCUCCGGGACCCCCGUGACAUCGUGCUCUCCACCUACGGGAGAGCAGGAGCCAAAAACCCAGAUUGUCCGGACAAGGCGCUGUUUGCGCUGAGGCACAUACAGCCUGUGUCGCGCUGGAUAAACUUGCGACACCGACUGGUCACACGGCUUCGUGAGAUAGAUCCGACGCGCGCGGCCGUCCUCUUCUUUGAGGACUUCUUCACCAACACCAGCAGCAUGGUCCGGUCAAUGGCCCUGUUCAUGGGCGUGCAGGUGUCGAUUUCGAUGCUGAAGUCGCUGAGCGAUGUGGCCAAGGUCACCAGCGACAAUACAACAGGCGUGCGUUUCUGCCUCGCCGCCUCGGCCGUGCCCGAUCACAUUGGCGCGGCCAUGACGCGGCGCAUGCAGCGGGCGCUGAGUCCCACUCUGUGGGAGAGAUGGCGGACGAACUGUGAGCCCCUCUGGCCAAAGCUGCCACCCUGCUCUGGGGAGUCAAAACUCGUCCCCCGAACCAAGUUCGGUGCCGAUACUUGUUCCGGCACGACUGGGCGCUCCUGCCCGAAUCUGUGCGGAUUCGGAAAGCACGGCUGCGUGUUGCCGGGCCUGUCUGAGUUUCCAGAGCCCUGCAAUGUGAACCAGGUCGCCGACUUUUGGAAGAGUGGUCCGCAACACGAGGUACCCCGAGGGGUGAUCCACACCUACUACACCUCGACGGACGUCACCGAUCCCGAGGACAAAAGGACGCACACCCUCAUCAACUGGCAGAAGGCUUGGCAACGCGCUGGCUGGGAGACAAGGGUUCUGACCAUUGACGACGCGAGGGUCUCGGAGAACUUCACAAAUUUCUCUUCGAGCGUGCUCAAAAUCCCCCUGGGUGGAAACAAGAUGUACGACUAUCACUGCUACAUACGGUACUUGGCCAUGGCAGAAGCAGGAGGGGGAUGGCUGUCGGAUUACGACACGAUACCCACGUGGCUGGCGCCCGAUGCGGACCUUCCGAACGGGGGCCGCUUCACGAUCAUGCAGAAUCACGUUCCCGCCCUGAUGUCGGGCACGAAGGAGGAGUGGUAUCGAAUCGCUCACGAGCUCGUGGCCGUGGGCCUGGCAAAGGGUGAGGAGCUUGCCGUCGGGGAUAGCAAGAAUCCGCUGUUCUCCGACAUGUUUGCCAUGCUUGCGCUUCGACAGCAGGAUCCUCAACCUCUCAUCUUCAUCAAUACGGUCGGCGAUGGCAGUGAGUGGGGCCCGGACGUGCGGAAGACGGACUGUGCGCUGAUGCGGAGGUUUUCUGCAGGGAUGCACUUCUCCCACCGCUCAAUGCAGGAAAUCGGCCUUCACAUGAACUUCCGCGGCCGCACGAUGAAGCGGGCUACGGAUCGCUUCUGGCAGUGCUAUGCAGAGUCCUCGCGGAGCUUCGCGUUCAAGGCAGAAAACCAGACGACCACCUCUGUCCUUCCGCACAGGACGAAGCGCAGGACCUCGACCACGACUGAGCCGGCGAACCCCUGA